Melozone crissalis (California towhee) is the source of this 1233-nucleotide messenger RNA. Its product is annotated as selenide, water dikinase 1-like. NCBI's taxonomy places the organism in Eukaryota, Metazoa, Chordata, Aves, Passeriformes, Passerellidae. Gene Ontology annotation, cellular component: cytoplasm. Gene Ontology annotation, biological process: L-selenocysteine biosynthetic process. The record is from RefSeq and is a predicted model, not a curated record. Gene Ontology annotation, molecular function: selenide, water dikinase activity; ATP binding.
AUGGCGGCGGUGGCAGGCGGGUCGCGGCGCUGGGACCCGGCGGCGCUGGGGCUGGACCCGGGCUGGCGCCUCACGGCCUACGGCGAGCUGCGCGGCUGAGGCUGCAAAGUCCCGCAGGAGACGCUGCUCAAGCUCCUGGCGGGACUGGAAGGGCAGCGCCCGGGAGGAGGAGGCGGAGGGGAAGGGCAGGAAGCGGAGAGCGGCGGGGCCCCGGCGCUGGGCAUCGGGCUGGACUCGUGUGUGAUCCCGCUGCGGCACGGGGGGCUCUCGCUGGUGCAGACCACCGACUUUUUCUACCCCAUCAUCGAUGACCCCUACAUGAUGGGCCGCAUCGCCUGCGCCAACGUGCUGAGUGACCUGUACGCCAUGGGGGUGACAGAGUGUGACAACGUCCUGAUGCUGCUGAGCGUCAGCCAGCGCAUGAGUGACGAGGAGAGGGACAAGGUGAUGCCGCUGAUCAUCCAGGGCUUCCGGGACGCGGCCGAGGACGGGGGGACGUCGGUGACAGGGGGACAGACCGUGCUCAACCCCUGGGUCAUCGUGGGGGGCGUGGCCACCGCAGUCUGCCAAUCCAGCGAGUUCAUCAUGCCGGACAGCGCCGUGCCCGGGGACGUGCUGGUGCUGACCAAGCCCUUGGGGACACACAUGGCUGUCACCGCCCACCAGUGGCUGGACAUGCCCGAGCGCUGGAACAAGAUCAAGCUGGUGGUGACCCGUGAGGAGGUGGAGCUGGCGUACCAGGAGGCUGUGGCCAGCAUGGCCACCCUGAACCGCACCGCCGCCGGGCUCAUGCGCGCCUUCGGGGCGCACGCCGCCACGGACGUGACGGGUUUCGGGGUGCUGGGGCACGCGCGGGCGCUGGCGGAGCAGCAGCGCCUGGACGUGGCCUUCGUCAUCCACAACCUGCCCGUCAUCGCCUGCAUGGCGGCCGUGAGCCGCGCCUGCGGGGGCCGGGGCGGGCUGCUGCAGGGGACGGCGCCUGAGACAUCGGGAGGUUUAUUGGUGGUGCUGCCCCGCGCCCAGGCCGCGCGGUUCUGCGCGGAGCUCAAGGCCCCCGGGCGCGGCCCCGGGCUCCAGGCCUGGAUCGUGGGCGUGGUGGAGAAGGGGCCCCGCGGCGCCCGGGUCAUCGACAAACCCCGCGUGAUCGAGGUGCCCCCCCGGGGGGCCCCCCCAGAACCCCGAGAGCCCCCCGGGGGCAGCCCCCCCCCGGAGCCCCCCCGGGGGCCCUGCUAG